CGUGAGAGAAGACAACAGUGAAGGGUUUCCUGGUUAAGCAGCAUUUCCUCAUGAGGAGCUGCUUUAUUCUGGAUGUGUUGCUGGUAAACAAUUAGAUGUGGUUACAGAGGACAACAUUUAAAGCUUGUGUUAAACUGCAUCAGAGAAAUGGCCAGAUCACCACAGAGACAAAGCUCCAGAGAGGAGUACGACUAUACUGAAGAGUAUGGUUCCCACAGUGACCAGCAGUCACUGAGGUUACGCCGUGUUCCGUCUCGAGUGUCCAAUCAGAAUCCCCCUCAGUUUGACUGGAGCUCGCCCCAUGAAGAGGAAGAUGAGGAAGGCAGCAGUGGACCCCCUCGAGACCUCAGGGCCACUCCUCUGCCCAUGGCUCUAAAACGAGCUAUGAGGCAGAUUCAGCAAAUGCGGGUGCCUGUGGUUUCCAGCAGAGAGUCAUGGAAACGGAAAAAGGCCAAAUCUCUGCGGAAACUGAAAGAGAGCGGCAGAGGAUUUCUAUCCUUUUUCUCUCUGUGGAGCAAGACUUUGCAAAAGAUCGGAGGGAACUUCGGAGGUGGUGUCCAGUCUUACUUCCUGUUCCUGCGGUUCCUGGUGGUGCUCAAUUUUGUUUCCUUUUUACUGAUUGCUGGAUUUGUCCUCAUCCCCAGCAUCGUCUUCAGAUCUGUCGGCUCCAAACUUAUUAACAGCACAGGUCCAGAGGCAUGCAUGGAAUAUGACCCUAAUCCUCAAGGCCUGGUGGUGUUCUAUAAUUACUUCCUUGACUUACUUUCAGGAACGGGUUUCAUGGAGUAUUCAUACCUGUUUUAUGGCUACUACAACAACACAAUGGUGGAGGACGUGAACUUCUCCUACAACAUCCCGCUGGCCUACCUCCUCACCGCCGUCUUCUACUUCAUCUUCUGCCUCAUUUGUAUCAUAGUGAGGAUGGGUACUGCGGCUCGAGUUGUCGUGGCAACGGGAGUUAGCACUGUGGGCAACUACAGCAUGAUCGCGUUCACCAGCUGGGACUACGGUUGCCUGGGAGACCGAGCUACCAAACUGAAGCAGAAGAACAUCCACUACGGGCUGCAGGUGGAUCUGGAGGAGGAGAGUAUGAAGAAAAGGGCAGCCACUCUGACUUUGCUUCAGAAAAUUGUCUUAUACUCUCUACGUGUUUCUAUGUGUGUUCUUUCAUUGGGGCUCAUUAUAGCAGCCUUCUUUGGCAUCUUUAAGGCCACAGAGUUCAGCCAGAAAAACAGUUUGCAGGGAGGGAUCCUGGGUUUGUUUUUUGAGUAUCUGCCUUCCAUCGUCAUCACCGCCGGAAACUUUGUGGUGCCGCUGCUAUGUGACCAGAUCGCCCUGAUAGAGCGUUACGCCCCCAGCAACACCGUCAUAGUGGCACUGUUAAGGUCAGUGUUUCUUCGGCUUGUGAGUCUGGGUGUUCUCCUCUUCACCCUGUGGGGUCAGAUCACCUGCGACGGGGCUGAAAAUACGGGAGAUUGUAAACUCUGCCAAUACAACCAUUUAAUUUACCAGUGCUGGGAAACGCGUGUAGGACAGGAGAUGUAUAAGCUGACACUGUUUGACUUUCUCAUCAACAUCGCUGUUCUCAUCUUAGUGGAGUUUCCACGCAGGAUGGUGGUGGACAACUGGUCCAAUAAGCUGACUCAGUGGGUGGGUCGACAGGAGUUUGUGGUUUCCGCUAACGUGCUCGGGCUGGUUUAUGGUCAGACUGUGGUUUGGACUGGAGCUCUGUUUUGCCCUCUGCUGCCGCUGAUCAACACCCUGAAGUUUAUCCUACUCUUCUACUUCAAAAAGAUCACACUCUUCUAUAAUUGUCGGCCAGCACUGAAGACGUUUCGCUCCACCACCUCCACUUUCUUCUUCCUGGUGGUGCUCCUGUUUGGCUGGGGCCUUGGCACAGUUGUCAUAAUUUACAGUGUAGCGGAGAUCCGUCCUUCAAUGGGUUGCGGCCCUUUCAGUGUUUUCCCCAGCAUGUGGUCGAUUGUGCCAAUGUCUUUCCAGAAACUCUCCAUUACUUCACAGGAGUUUCUCUUCUUCAUCGGGUCCCAGUCAUUCUCCAUCCCUCUGUUUGCCUUAUCUUGUGUGGUGAUGUGCUAUUUUGUGGCCUUAGCCUCCGUCUAUGGAAAAAGCGUUGCCUUGCUAAGAGCUCAGCUUAAAUUGGAGGGACGUGACAAGCAGUUCUUGGUAAAGCAGAUUGAAAUGCUGAGCCAAAGCCAGCAUAUACUAAAUUAGACAGCAGGAGCAUCUCACUGAACAUAGUGUAUGAACCAUGUGGUUUGACUAACUGCUAAACAUGAGAAAACAUGUUGAGGCAUCUGCAAGGACUCUUUGAACCCUGUAUGUACAUUAAAAAAAACCCCGUUAACUCCUUUUAUCUGGAGAACCAUUAAAAACUGGACAUUUUCAGCACUUCUUCCAAUAUCUCGAAAAUUGCAAGGGCAUUUAUUUGCAUGCAGUUGAUGUACACAAAUGGUAGAUACAACUGUGAUUAUAAAUUAUGUAUAAAAUAAAAUAAAAUCAGAUGUGUGGUAGACAAUGAUGUAAAUAUCUGAACUCAAUGUAGACAAGAAUGUUGUAUAUGUAUAUGAAUUAUGAGUAGUAAUAAAUACAAACAGUUUGUUAAAAA
Molecule: messenger RNA, 2626 nt
Organism: Eleginops maclovinus (Patagonian blennie)
Lineage: Eukaryota; Metazoa; Chordata; Actinopteri; Perciformes; Eleginopidae
Gene: tmc4
Product: transmembrane channel-like 4
Exons: 16
Coding region: 148-2232 (694 amino acids)
Cellular component (GO): plasma membrane
Molecular function (GO): mechanosensitive monoatomic ion channel activity
Source: RefSeq, a predicted model, not a curated record